This is a messenger RNA of Melospiza georgiana, 1491 nucleotides long. It is a transcript of the gene NIT2, whose product is annotated as nitrilase family member 2. The coding region runs from base 10 to 858 and encodes 282 amino acids. Gene Ontology annotation, cellular component: mitochondrion. NCBI's taxonomy places the organism in Eukaryota, Metazoa, Chordata, Aves, Passeriformes, Passerellidae. The transcript is spliced from 10 exons. Gene Ontology annotation, biological process: L-glutamine metabolic process; oxaloacetate metabolic process. The record is from RefSeq and is a predicted model, not a curated record. Gene Ontology annotation, molecular function: omega-amidase activity.
GAGCCGGGAAUGCGGGCGGCCGCCGGAGCCAUGGCGUCCUUCCGCCUUGCUCUCAUCCAGCUCCAUGUAUCUGCUGUUAAAUCAGAUAAUCUCCAACGAGCCUGUGGGCUGGUGAGGGAAGCAUCAGCUAAAGGAGCAAAACUUGUGGCUCUGCCAGAAUGCUUUAAUUCUCCAUAUGGAACCCAGUACUUUAAGGAGUAUGCAGAGAAGAUCCCUGGGGAAUCAACACAAAAGCUGUCAGAAGUUGCAAAGGAGUGCAGCAUAUAUCUCAUUGGAGGAUCCAUUCCAGAAGAGGAUGGUGGAAAGCUCUAUAAUACAUGUGCUGUCUUUGGGCCUGAUGGUGCUCUUCUGGCCAAGCAUAGGAAGGUUCAUUUGUUUGACAUUAAUGUUCCUGGGAAGAUCCAGUUCAAAGAGUCUGAAACACUGAGUCCAGGGAAUAGCUUCUCUGUGUUUGACACACCAUACUGCAAAGUGGGCCUGGGCAUCUGCUAUGAUAUGAGAUUUGCUGAGAUGGCUCAAAUCUACGGCCAGAAAGGUUGCCAGCUGCUGAUAUAUCCAGGGGCUUUUAACAUGACUACAGGACCAGCUCAUUGGGAACUCUUACAAAGGGGAAGAGCUGUUGAUAAUCAACUCUACGUAGCUACUGUAUCUCCUGCUAGAGAUGAAAAAGCAUCCUAUGUUGCCUGGGGACACAGCACUGUAGUAAAUCCAUGGGGUGAAGUCAUAGCCAAAGCUGGGGCUGAGGAAACAGUUGUAUACACAGAUAUUGAUCUAAAGAAACUUGCAGAAAUACGUCAGCAGAUUCCUAUUUUAAGCCAGAAGCGUAGUGAUCUCUAUGGUGUAGAGAUGAAAAAGUGAAGCUGGGUGAAGAGGGAAGGUUCAGCUGUCACAGUGGCUGUUGCCUUCAUCUUUGGAAGGAUUUCCUUUUACUACCUAAUGUGCCAGUUAAGAAACCAUCACAUAACAAAAAAUUUGGUGCAAUUCUAGUAUGAUGGAAACAUAACUUUGGUAUCUCCUCUCAUACUUAAGUAUUUCACAGUAUUUUACUGUGAUUUAUCUAGGAUAAAGAUGGAGAUGAAAUCAGUUCAACACAGCAGUGAUUAAUAUUGAUUUUUAUGCAUCAUAAUGUUUUAGUUGCCUUCUGAGAGCUGUUUUGUAGAACACAGAAAUCUUGUUCUCUAAAUCUCCCUCUAAAGUCAGCUUUGGUAUUAUGAAUUUUUCAGUGAAUUGUCAGAAAAUCUAGAAGCAUGAUUCUUCUUACUCUGUCCUUUUUAGAUGUAUAUGACUUAACCAAGGUCUUUGAAUGCCCUACUUCUAACUUGGGGAGCUUAAAAUUUAACACACUGAGCAAAACAGGCCAAAUUAUGCUCUGUGCCACUGAGGACACCUCAAGAAGCUGCCAGACAGAGCUGCUCCUAUAGAAGAAUCUGUAGCAGUUUUUGGUUCAUGUGUUUUGUCUGGGUUUGAAUAUUAAAUUCUCCUUAUGGCAAA